AUGCUUCUUGUCCGAAUUCGAAACCUCCGCUCCCUCUGCGGCCGCCAGUUCUCCGAUCAACCAGAACAGCAGCAGAAGCAGCGGCAGAAGCAGCGGCGGAAGCCGCGGCCCUCCGCCACGGGGGCCAGUGAGGGCCCAUGGAUGAUCCCCCUCAUCAAGUCGUGCUCAUCGGAAGCGCAGCUCCGGCAGCUCCAUGCCCGCAUCCUGCUCUCUGCCGCCGGCAGAGACCCUGCCGUCACGGCCGCCUUCCUGUCCCGCGCCGCCGUGAAACCCUCCGAGAAUCUGCUGGGCUACCUCCGUCUCGUCUUCGAGGGAAUCCCCAGGCCCUACACUCCCCACUUCAACGCCAUGAUAAGGAGUUACUCACAGAGUUCCUCGCCAGAGGAGGCCUUCUCCCUCUUCAGGGACAUGCGGCGGCGCGGCGUUAGGGCAAACCCGGCCUCUUUCUCCUUCGUCCUCAAGGCCUGCAACCGGUUGCGCCACCUCGCCGGCGGCAAGCAGCUCCACGGCGCCAUCGUCCGCAACGGGCACCAACCAGACUCUCUUCUCUUGACCUCCCUGAUGGAUGUUUACGCCUCCUGCGGCAGCACACUUGACGCCGAGCUCACGUUCGACGAAAUGACCCACAGAGACGUCGUCGCCUGGAACGUCCUCAUCUCCUGCUACGCCCACAACGGCCGCAGCAAGGACGCCCUCCUCCUCUUCGAUCUUAUGCAGGGGCCGCGCUACGCAAUGGAACCCGACGAGGUGACCUGCCUGCUGCUGCUCCAGGCCUGCGCUCACCUGGGAGCUCUGCAACUCGGAGAACGCCUCCAUGGCUACAUCGAGGAGCGCGGCUACGGCGGCGCCGCCAGACUCCGCCACUCGCUGGUGGCGAUGUACUCCAAGUGCGGGUCUGUGGAGAAGGCGCUCGCAGUGUUCAGGGAGACCCCGGAGAAGAACGUCGUCGCAUGGAGCGCCAUCAUCUCCGGCCUCGCCAUGAACGGCCGCGGUAGGGACGCCCUGGAAAUGUUCUCGGAGAUGCAGAGGGACGGCGUCGCCGCCGACGAGCAGACACUCACCGGCGUGCUCUCCGCCUGCAGUCACUGCGGGCUGGUCGACGAGGGACUGCGGCUCUUCCGCUCGAUGGAAGAAGAACACGGGUUGACCCCCAACCUGCACCACUACGGCUGCGUGGUUGACCUGAUGGGCCGCGCCGGAAUGCUCGACCGGGCCUACGGGCUCAUCGUAAAGUCAACGGGCUUCAAGCCGGACGCCACCCUCUGGAGGACCCUGCUCGGGGCCUGCAGGAUCCACCGCCACGCCCAACUCGGAGAGCGCGUCGUCCUGCACCUCGUGGAGCUCAAGGCUCAGGAAGCUGGGGACUUAGUGCUGCUGCUGAACAUGUACGCCGACGCCGGCGACUGGGAGAAGGUGGCGGAGCUUCGGAGGUUGAUGAAGGACCGGGGGAUCCAGACUCAGCCCGGUUGCAGCACCAUCGAAUCCGGGGGGAAGGUCCACGAGUUCGUCGCCGACGACGGGGACCAUCCGAGGAAGGAGGAGAUCUACCAGACGCUCGAGGAAAUCGGGAAGCAGCUGAAGAUGGCAGGCUACAUGCCGACCGUUGUGGCGGAGCUGCACCAGUCCGGCGAGGAGGAGAAGGCGGUGGCGCUGUCCUUCCACAGCGAGAAGCUGGCCAUCUCCUUCGGGGUGCUCUCCACCCCGCCCGGAGCGACGAUCAGGGUGGCGAAGAACCUGCGCACCUGCGCCGACUGCCACGCCUUCGCCAUGGCCGUGUCGGCCGUCUACAACCGGAAGAUCAUCAUCAGGGAUCGCAGCCGCUUCCACCAUUUCCGGGAGGGCCGCUGCUCCUGCAACGACUAUUGGUAG
Spirodela intermedia is the source of this 1869-nucleotide messenger RNA. NCBI's taxonomy places the organism in Eukaryota, Viridiplantae, Streptophyta, Magnoliopsida, Alismatales, Araceae. The record is from the annotation of a GenBank genome assembly.